This is a messenger RNA of Brienomyrus brachyistius, 1760 nucleotides long. RefSeq names its product pyridoxamine 5'-phosphate oxidase (gene pnpo). Gene Ontology annotation, biological process: pyridoxine biosynthetic process; pyridoxal 5'-phosphate biosynthetic process. Gene Ontology annotation, molecular function: pyridoxamine phosphate oxidase activity; FMN binding. NCBI's taxonomy places the organism in Eukaryota, Metazoa, Chordata, Actinopteri, Osteoglossiformes, Mormyridae. The record is from RefSeq and is a predicted model, not a curated record. The coding region runs from base 4 to 879 and encodes 291 amino acids. The transcript has 7 exons.
AAUAUGUGCGUAUUUACGUCAGGUAAAAUGUCACGAUGGCUGCGUUGCACAGUCGUGAUGCGCAAUUUGGGCAUAUCGAUAAAACGUACGGCGAAUUUCUGGAGUGAAUUCCAGCUUCCGUUUGGAUCGGGUUUGUUCUUUAGUGCGCCUGCUUCGACUUUCGGGAGAGGACCGAUACAGGACAGUGCAGGCAUGGAUCUCAGUGACAUGAGAAAGACAUACAAGGCAGAUGAGGAGUGCUUUGAGGAGGGUCACUUGGCGUCCAUGGAUCCCAUCAAGCAGUUUGGCGAUUGGUUCAACGAAGCGGCCAUGUGCCCGGAAGUGGGAGAGCCGAAUGCCAUGUGUCUGGCCACGAGUACAAAGGAAGGAAUUCCGUCUGCGCGCAUGGUGCUUCUGAAAGGCUACGGGCACGAGGGCUUCCGCUUCUUCACCAACUAUGAGAGCCGUAAGGGGGCGGAGCUGGACAGUAAUCCUUUCGCCUGCCUUGUGUUUUACUGGGAGCCUCUAAACCGACAGAUUCGUAUCGAGGGUCCUGUGGAACGUAUUCCCCACCAGUCCUCCGUUGACUACUUCCAGUCCAGACCCAAGAGCAGUCAGAUCGCCGCAGCAGUGAGCCGACAGAGCAACGUCAUCCCUGGCCGGGAGUACCUGAGACAGAAGAACACAGAGCUGGAAGAGAAGUACAAAAACACAACGGUCCCCAUGCCAGACUACUGGGGCGGCUACAUUGUCAAACCCCACAUGAUCGAGUUCUGGCAGGGUCAGACCAACCGGUUGCACGACCGCAUCGUCUUCCUGCGUCCAAAAGAUGGAGCAGUCCUUGGGGAGAUGCAGCACCAAGCAGAGGGUGGCUGGGUGUACCAGCGCCUGUCGCCCUGAGGCUGGGACAUCCAGCUGAUUAGGGAGGGUACACAGGUCUCACAUUUUGCAUGUAGUCAAAUCAGCGUUGAAGUGUAACAUUCUUCUUGUAUACAAAAUAGAAAUAAGCUGAAUAACACUACUCACAAGAUUAAACUGUGAGUUGCCGAGUUGAACUGUGAGUGUCCAAUACAUAUGAUAUUUUUAAGAAUACCAUAUAUGAUUUUGUUUUAUGAUUAUUAUCUGGGAUCACACAAUACUUGAAAUUUCUUUAUUGAAUCAUGUUGCCUAUGGGGUAUGACAGUCAUGUGAUUUACUUGUGACUGAAUAGCAUUCCAACAGUGUUAACGUUGUAUGUUCAAUUCCAUAUUACAUCCAUCCAUCCAUUUUCCAAACUGCUUAUCCUACUGGAUCGUGGGGGGUCCGGAGCCUAUCCCGGAAUAAAUGGGCACGAGGCAGGGAACAACCCAGGAUGGGGGGCCAGCCCAUCGCAGGGCACACUCACACACCAUUCACUCACACAUGCACUCAGCUUUCAUUUCAUUUCAUAUUUCUGUCACGUCAAACUGCGGAAUCGUUAGUAUGUCUGCUGUGGGCGGCAGCUUGUUGGAGAGAUACUGUAAGGUUCAGAGGUAUUUUUUUUAUGUUUCCCAGAUGAUGUAAAUUGUUUUUCAAUUAUUCAGUUAUAAGACGCAGAAGGAUCCAUAUUUUAUGUCAAAUUAACAUUUGCAUGAAAAGAAUCAUUUAAAAAUUGAAAUUAUGUAUUAAAGCUGGAGUGACGUAGUUUUUCUCUGCAAUGUCUGAUUUAGGUUAAUUACUCAGAUCUUAGAAGUGUCAUACCCUGUUUCUGUCUAGCUGUUUGGACUUUGUCUUUUAUUAAAAGUGCUGUAUUAUUCAGUGAC